Messenger RNA from Lottia gigantea (owl limpet), 1428 nucleotides. RefSeq lists its product as hypothetical. Gene Ontology annotation, molecular function: N-sulfoglucosamine sulfohydrolase activity. NCBI's taxonomy places the organism in Eukaryota, Metazoa, Mollusca, Gastropoda, Lottiidae. The record is from RefSeq and is a predicted model, not a curated record. Bases 1 to 1428 code for a protein of 475 amino acids. The transcript has 9 exons. Gene Ontology annotation, biological process: heparan sulfate proteoglycan catabolic process; glycosaminoglycan catabolic process.
AUGCCGUUCAUGAUAUGUUGUGACGAUGCCGGACUUCAGAUGUCAGCUUAUGGAAAUCGAGAUAUAAAGUCACCUAAUUUUGAUCAGCUAGCUGCAAAAAGCCUGGUUUUUAAACAUGGUUUUACUUCCGUUAGUAGCUGUUCACCGAGUAGGUCGGUGAUAUUGACGGGUAUACCACAACACCAAAAUGGAAUGUAUGGCCUGCACCAUAAUCCACAUCACUUUAACUCCUUUGAUGAUAUCCGGAGUUUACCAGUAAUUCUGGGAGACCAUGGGAUCAGGACAGGUAUUGUGGGUAAGAAGCACGUGGGACCAGACUACGUAUAUAAAUUUGAUUAUGAACAAACAGAAGAAAAUAAUAGCCUGAAUCAAGUUGGUAGAAACAUAACAUUUAUGAAACUAAAGAUUCAAGAAUUUCUCUCUAAUAACGAUACAAGACCAUUUCUUUUGUACAUUGGAUUUUUCGACCCCCAUCGAUGUGGUGUGGUGGGACAGAACAAGCUCGGGGAGUUUUGUGAAAAUUUUGGUGAUGGUCGACCCGGUAACGGUGUAAUACCAGACUGGAACCCUACUUAUUAUGAUCCGGCUAGCUUAGAGGUACCAUAUUUCAUACCAAAUACUGCCACCGCCAGACAAGAUUUAGCUAAUAUGUACAAGACUUUAAGUCGCAUGGACCAGGGAAUAGGUUUGUUUAUGAAAGAAUUAUCCAAUGCUGGAUUUAUGGACAAUACUAUGAUAUUGUACUCCUCUGAUAAUGGUAUACCGUUUCCUAAUGCUAAAACUAACUUGUAUGAAUCAGGCAUGAUGGAACCCUUCAUGGUCUCUUCACCUCUACAUAAACAAAGCUGGGGACAGCAAACAGAAGCCUUAGCUAGUAACAUGGACAUAACCCCGACGGUUUUAGACUGGUUUGAUAUCAAUUACCACAAUAGUUCUGGUAGAGUGAGACUAACUGGUAAAUCAUUAUGGCAAGCUGUAGAUAACCCUAACACACAUGACUACACCACUGUAUAUUCCAGUCAUAAUUUUCACGAAGUUACGAUGUAUUAUCCUAUGAGAGUGAUCAGAACGAAACAGUACCGAUUGAUACAUAAUCUCAACUACCAUGCUCCAUAUGGUAUCGCUACUGAUCUAUUUGGAGCGUCCACAUAUCAAGAUUUAUUGAACCGUUCAGCAUCUGGCCAGCCAACAAACUGGUUUAAAACACUGGACCAAUAUUAUCAUAGAACAGAAUGGGAGCUUUUUGAUUUUGUUGCUGAUCCUUACGAACUGACUAACCUUGCUUAUAACAGCUCCUAUCAACCAGUCUUUAACGAUUUACGAAAUACAUUGAUGAACUGGAUAACGGAGACACAAGAUCCAUGGUAUUGCCUACCGGGACAUGGGCCUGAACAGAGUAAAGGGGAUUUAAAACGCAUAAGAUCAUAA